This is a messenger RNA of Lingula anatina, 1273 nucleotides long. RefSeq names its product persulfide dioxygenase ETHE1, mitochondrial. The record is from RefSeq and is a predicted model, not a curated record. Gene Ontology annotation, molecular function: sulfur dioxygenase activity. Gene Ontology annotation, cellular component: mitochondrion. NCBI's taxonomy places the organism in Eukaryota, Metazoa, Brachiopoda, Lingulata, Lingulida, Lingulidae. Gene Ontology annotation, biological process: hydrogen sulfide metabolic process; glutathione metabolic process.
CGUGGCCUGGGUAGGUUCUCGAAUACAAAGCGACCUCUAGAGGCAGGACCUCACUUGUCACGAUUCCUGCAUCAAGGUGACACGGCCAAGUGACACAGAACCAACAGAUACAGGUAAUCAAUGAAUAGAAAACACCGAUCUACAGUUGUAACGUAACAAAUACUGAUUACAGCUGUCAACGCAGGUUGUGGAAUUUUGGAACGACCAGAGCACAAACGAAAAGCUGAUAGUAGCUGGUCAACACAGUAGAACCUAAUUAUGGGACUCAUAUUUCGACAGCUCUUUGAGAGUGUUUCCUCCACCUACACAUACAUCCUAGCAGAUGAAGAGACCAAGGAGGCAGUCAUCAUAGACCCUGUGAUGGAGACAGCAGAAAGAGAUGCACAGCUAGUAGAGGAGCUGGGACUUACACUGAAAUAUGCAGUGAACACCCACGUCCAUGCAGACCACGUGACAGGCACAGGAGAACUGAAGAAGAGGAUUGGUGGCUGCAAGAGUGUCAUCUCCAAGGCAGCUGGGGCCAAGGCAGACAUGUUUUUGAACAACGGGGACAAAGUGGAAUUUGGGAAAUACCACUUGGAAGCCAGGAGCACACCUGGGCAUACUAAUGGUUGCAUGACCUAUGUACUGAAUGAUAAGUCGCGUGCCUUCACUGGAGAUGCUCUGCUAAUCCGUGGCUGUGGAAGGACAGACUUUCAGCAAGGUAGCCCUCUGACCUUGUAUGAAUCUGUACACACACAGAUCUUGUCAUUGCCCCAGGACUGUCUGCUGUACCCUGCACAUGACUACAAAGGCCGGACUGUCACCUCUGUUGGGGAAGAACUGAAGUUCAAUCCCAGGCUGACCAAGUCCAAGGAAGAGUUUGCCAACAUUAUGAACAACCUGAACCUUAACUAUCCCAAGCAGAUAGACCGUGCUGUACCAGCCAACAUGAUGUGUGGAGUGUUUGAGACGCCCUCCGUGUCCCAGUAGACUGCUGUAAAGUGGUCAUUUACACAGCUGAAACUAACUUUCACCACUAGUAUACUCUAUAUAUAUAUAGCUGUGAUCAUACUCAAAGACUACUAAUUUUGUAACCACCGAUUAAAACUGUGACUGUUAGAUGUCAUUGUGCAGUUUGUCCCACAUAUUAGGCACCAUGAGCAUGUGAUAUGUACAUGAUUGCAGAAAUAGCACAUACAUUUUCACCACAUAUUUUGUACAUUUAUAACAAAUGAACAACCAUCAACAGCUGCUGUAACUCCUUUGCUAGAGAACAUACAGUGUGUUAAUG